Messenger RNA from Cajanus cajan (pigeon pea), 1501 nucleotides. RefSeq names its product myb-like HTH transcriptional regulator family protein. NCBI's taxonomy places the organism in Eukaryota, Viridiplantae, Streptophyta, Magnoliopsida, Fabales, Fabaceae. The record is from RefSeq and is a predicted model, not a curated record. Gene Ontology annotation, molecular function: DNA-binding transcription factor activity; DNA binding.
AGGAUUAAUUUCAUUGGAGGGUAUCACUGUGUGUGAAGAGAGAGAAAGUAAGAGAGAGAAAGAGAGAGAGAGAGAGAGAACGAAGAGCACAGCACUACGCAGCUCCGAAAUAGAAGGGGGCGAAAAUUUGUAUGCGUUGGAUUUCGUAGAUCUGAUUUUGUGCUUGGUGCUGGGAAAUCGGACAUUUCUAUGAGUUGGUCUGAAAGGUGUGAAAAUUUCAGCUUUUUGGUCAUCGUAGAGUUGCUGGGUUCUUCUUCAUAUAAAUGACAAAUGUAUCAUUCAAAGAAUGUUGUUCCUAGUGCAAGUUUAAUUGGAGGUAAUUCAUUAGUUCAUGGUCAGCACAUAGAUUGUGGUGGAAGCACAAUGGAUCCUGGCAGUGGAGGAAACAGUCUUAGCAACAACUCUAAUCUCACCUCAAAACAACGUUUACGGUGGACGCAUGAAUUACAUGAGCGCUUUGUUGAUGCUGUGGCUCAACUUGGUGGGCCAGAUCGUGCCACACCCAAAGGUGUCCUCAGAGUUAUGGGCGUACAAGGCUUGACCAUUUACCAUGUCAAAAGCCAUUUACAGAAAUACCGACUAGCAAAAUAUUUACCCGACUCCUCAUCUGAUGAAGGGAAAAAGACCGACAAGAAAGAAACAGGGGAUAUGCUUUCCAAUCUUGAUGCUUCAGGUGGGAUGCAGAUUACUGAAGCACUAAAGCUUCAAAUGGAGGUUCAGAAGCGACUACAUGAACAAUUGGAGGUGCAAAGACAGCUACAAUUGCGGAUAGAAGCGCAGGGUAAAUACCUGAAAAAGAUAAUUGAAGAGCAACAGCGGCUCAGUGGUGUUCUCUCAGAUGCACCUGGCUCUGGGGUUACAGCCUUUGUUCCAGGGGAUGCAUGCCAAGAACCUGAUGAUAAGACCGACCCAUCAACCCCCGACCCUGAAAAGGCUGCCAAAGACCGUGCCCCGGCCAAGAGUCUUUCGAUCGAAUCUUUUUCAUCACACCAUGAACCAAUGACCCCAGAUUCUGGUUGCCAUGUUGGUUCCCCUGUUGACAGCCCUAAAGGGGAGAGAUCGGCCAAGAAGCUACGAGUUGGCAUCGAGGGAGCGUAUUCUAAACCAGAUAUGGUGCUUCCACAUCAGAUACUGGAGUCAAGCUUGUCAUCAUAUCCGCAACCUAACACUGUAUUCCUUGGCCAAGAGCAAUUUGAUCCUUCUUUGGGUAUAUCUACCAGAAGUGGUGAGGAAAUGGAGAAGGUCGGUGGCAGUAAUCUGUGAUUUGCUGUAAUAUGUAGGUUGUGUUCUAGGACUCAUUCUAUCUUCUUUCUAAGCUUAGUUUCUGUGUUAUAUGUAUUCCUUAAUAGAUGAAGGAACCUGGUCUUCAUAGAUUCCACAAGAUUCUUACUUUUCAGUUCAAAUGUUCAAUACUUGACUAAACAUCCAGCCUUUAAUUGUUUUUAGAGAACUAAGUUGAAUUGGGUUAAUAGAAAGAAUCUUGUCUUCUGCUCCAUAAACC